AUGGCAACCACCGCAAUAAACACUUCGGCAAAUCCGCUCGAGGCCGCUUGGACAUGGGGUGCAGGCACAGUAGUUGAAUCCGACGAGGAAGACCACGACUCCCAACCAUCUCAUGAAGACGAAAGUCAGCAAGUGCCAAAUGCAACAUCCAAGGUGAAAGAGGAUGAGGAAGAUGAUUGGAAUUUAUUCGAACAUCGCAAGGGUGUAGAAGAUGAUGCAGAAAGCGGUACUGCUGCUACAUUCAUGGGAGAUUCCAUUUCUUGUGUCUCAUCUAUCCAAGAACUUAAAGUGGCCGUUAGGGAUGGUUCCCUGGACAAUGCUCUAGAAGAAGCUCGAAGGAGUUUUGAGCUUUGCCAGUCUUUGCGAUUCUCGCAACUAGUCUCGGGUCUUCCAGAAGAGGACGAAGAAAACGAUGAUAAGAAGAAGGCGAACGACAUUAGCUCAUCAAACUUUAUCAGCCUUGCAAAUAUUGAUGCGUCAGACAACAAGCCACUAGUAGGCUCUUCCUGGUGGAAUUUAUUGCCAAGUCCUUCCGAAGUCGAUGAAUCCAUCAGGUCCACCGGAUCGGCCAAGAGAAAUAAGAAGAUGAAGGAUGCUCGGAGGGCCAAGGUGUUGUCCUCAAUUUCCCUCUCUCUUUCCUUGGUGUCAUCACCUAUAUCCGAGUCUUCUAUUCCGGAGGACAUAGCAUCGGUCAAGAGUAGGAGGACACACAAUCAGAAGUCAAAAAGCAAGUCUCCCAAACGAUCCACCAGCUACAAGAAGAAGGACAAGCCCCAUGAUUCUUCCAGUGUGGUUUCUUCCAAAUCUAAACAAAAGAAGACUCGAAAAACCAAAUCACUAUCUCCCACUCGCAGUAGUGGUGGCAGUAGAAAGAAGAUUGCCGAGAAGCUUGACGCUGUGAACAAGAGAUUGGGAGACACUGUUGGAGUGGUUUCCACACCUGCAAGACGCCGGAACAAGAAUGCCCAUAAAAUUGAAGGAUAUCAACAAGGAAAGCACUAG
Messenger RNA from Cylindrotheca closterium, 1002 nucleotides. NCBI's taxonomy places the organism in Eukaryota, Bacillariophyta, Bacillariophyceae, Bacillariales, Bacillariaceae. The record is from the annotation of a GenBank genome assembly.